Molecule: messenger RNA, 1818 nt
Organism: Mercurialis annua (annual mercury)
Lineage: Eukaryota; Viridiplantae; Streptophyta; Magnoliopsida; Malpighiales; Euphorbiaceae
Exons: 12
Coding region: 344-1507 (387 amino acids)
Biological process (GO): glycerophospholipid biosynthetic process
Cellular component (GO): mitochondrion
Source: RefSeq, a predicted model, not a curated record
AUUUACUUCAAAAUACCCUUCUAUUUUUUGUUUUUUAAGGUGUAGUUGUAAAAUCUAAUUUUGUGUAAUGACCCCCCGUAACAUUCAAUCAUGGCUCUGCCCGAGCUUAUGUUUAAUUGAUAUUUUAUGCUGGUUGAGAAGGUAAAAUGAACUUAUGUUGUCUAAUAAACUAUUACUACUACUAUUUUUUUAUGAAAUCAAACACACAGCUAUAUGAAAAGUUAAUUUUGAGUAGAGUUUUAAAUCAAUGCGAGGGAGCCGAGCAAUUGUGUCGAACUCUGUGCACAUACUACGGUGUUAAUUUUAGGUGAUGAACUGAAAAAGUAGCAGAAAUAUUGAAAGAAUGAGACUUCAAUACAUAACUUCCGCUCUAAAGAACCGAAACCAGCAGCACCACCUUUUACUUUCUUCACGCUCCUUCUCUCGACUCCUCUCGCAAUCUGAAUCUCACAGAGCUGCCUCUGCUUCUUCAUUUGGCAUUGCAUUUGAUAUCGACGGCGUCAUUCUGCGCGGCGAAUCUCCAAUCGGCGGCUCUCUUCAUGCUCUCCCUCGGUUAUAUCAUCAUUCCGGUGCUUUGAAGAUUCCCUUUGUAUUCUUGACCAAUGGAGGUGGCUUUCGCGAAUCUAUUAGAGCUAUGGAGUUGAGUAAACUUCUAGGCGUCAAUAUUUCAGCAUUGCAGGUUUUACAAGGUCAUACGCCUUUUAAACAGCUGGUGAAUAGAUUUGAGAAUGAAUUUGUUAUUGCAGCUGGAAAAGGAGAACCUGCUGCAGUGAUGUCUGAAUAUGGAUUUAAAAAUGUUCUCUCAAUAGAUGAAUAUGCAUCUUAUUUUGAUGGCAUUGAUCCACUAGCACAAUAUAAGACAUGGACAACUAAGCCGACUGCUAAAUGGAGUCAUACUUCACAGCAGAUGACUAAAAGAGACGACAUCCACUCACAGAGAGUUCAGGCAGCAUUUAUUGUUAGUGAUCCUGUUGAUUGGAGCAGAGACAUUCAGGUUCUGUGUGACAUUUUAAGAACUGGAGGUCUCCCUGGGAGGGAGAUUGGACAUCAACCCCACUUAUAUUUUGCGAAUGAUGACCUUGCCUAUCAGGCUACUUUUCCUCCAGAGCGCCUUGGAAUGGGAGCUUUCAGAAUUGCAUUAGAAUCAGUCUUCAACAGAGUUCACACCAAAAAUCUGGAAUAUACAUCCUUUGGAAAGCCAAAUCCAUUUGUAUUCAAAAAUGCUGAAACUGUCCUAAAGCAGCUUGUCCCGUCUCUUCAAUGUGGGAAUGAAGCUGUGGAUCUCGUGAAUGGUGAAAUUCAUAAUUUUAACACACUAUAUAUGAUAGGAGAUAAUCCUUCAGUUGAUAUUAGAGGUGCAAGACAGGCUGGACAACCCUGGUUUUCUAUCUUGACAAGGACAGGGGUUUUCAAGGGAACAGAAAAUCACACCGAGUUUCCAGCAGAUCUGGUUGUUGACACUGUGGAAGAUGCUGUGGACUAUAUUUUGAGCAAAGAGUGUAAAUAGCACACAAGGACAUUCAUCUACAAUGAGAGGGAAGUCUGAUAUUGCCAUUUAUCAGUCCCUAAAACUAUUCUUGCCAGAUUUACUAUUGGCUCACGGAUUACGUUAUGAAUAUUAUUUUCUAUUUAAUGGCAACAAAUUUGUGAUUGUCAUGUAUACAUUUCAAGGAAGCUCACCUGGGUCAAGAGUUUCACAUUCAUCACAUUGUUUCUGAAAGCAACUCUCUUUAUGUUGGUUGUAGCGUUUCAUAGUUUUACCGAAGAUCGCUUGUAAGUUGGUGGAAUAAUACAAGAUUGUAGGAAUUUAUUUUCUCA